GAUGGCGGCCGGAGAUGAACAGCAUGCUGCAUCUGAAGUUUUAAGAGGACUAGCUCGACAUUUAAACUGUCUAAAUGAAGACAAUAAGGCGACAAGGAAGCGAGCGAUUGAACAGAUUAAAAGAGAAACCAUUGAUAAAAAUCUUUCCAGUGGGGUGUUACAGGAGGUGUUCUCAGCCCUCCUGAAACCUCUCCUCAAAUGUCUGUCAGAUCCAAUGGAAAGAUGCAGAGAAACGGCGAUUAUGAUGUUAAGUGAGUUUAUUCGCUGUGUCCCCAAACCGGAGGAGUCACUGCCUUAUCUUAUGCCGUGCCUCGCUCAGCGGCUCGGGGAGAAGGACAUCCAGGAACCAGCGGAGGAGCUUCGGCUGUCGGCCAUGCAGAUGUUGACUCUGACGGUGGAGGUGUGUGGGAAACAGUUAGCGCCCUAUCUGAAUGAAAUGAUCAACAUACUGCAAAGAACUAUCGCCGACCCUUUCCCAGAGGUCAAAAGAGAAAGCUGCAAGUGCACUGUAAAGUUUGCAAAGGCUGUGCCAGAGCACUUUCACAUGCAGGCUGAGAGUCUGGUCAAGCCUCUCAUGCAGACUAUUUCUCAUCAGCACUCCCGGGUCCGAGUGUCUGUUAUAGAAGCCACUGGGGCAGUCAUUCAGCAUGGCAGUGGGAAGAACAUUGGUGAUGUAGCGUCUCACCUGGCACAGAGACUGUUUGAUGACUCACCACAGGUUAGAAAAGCUGUGACUAUAGUUGUUGGUGACUGGCUGCUACACUUGAGAGACAGAUACUCUUAUUUCCACACACUCGUCCCACUCCUGUUGAGCAGCAUCAGUGAUGAGAUUCCAGAAAUAAGUCUUCUAGCAGCUGAUUCAUGGAGGCAAGUAGGCACCCAGUGGGAGAAAGAGAAUGAGGAAGACCUCAAAGACAAGAUGGACUUCCUCCUCACCCCUCCACCCUUCUAUCCAGCAGGAGUUGAGCGUCCUGGGCUGGGCUGCAGAGAGCUAGUGGUGAGAAACCUUGGCCGGUUGGUGCCUGCUAUGACUCAUGAUGUAACUGACUGGUUGGUGGCCACCCGGGUCAGGACGUCCCAGCUGCUGUCUGUGCUGCUGCUCCAUGCAGAGGACCACAGCACCCAGCACCUUCAGCCACUCCUCGCCACCCUUUACAGGGCAUGCACCGACUCAGAGAAAGAUGUUGUCUCCAACUGCCUGGCAGCUGCUAAACUGCUGGGGACCUUUGUCCCCCCUGAAGUCUUCCUUAAGCUUCUGUUGGAUCAUGUGUCCACCCCCUCCUCUCCCUCUCACCCCUGGGCUCCCCUCAUGGUGCUGGCUGCCCUGCUGGGAGGCUGCUCCAAACCCCUCCUUAAACCACAUCUCACAGAGAUCGCCAACACACUGGCCCAACCCGACGUCUGCCAGGAAUAUCAACAGGUUUUAUACUUAGAGCAGCUGUUGGCCUGCGUGGAUGUGCUUCUGCAUCAGUGUGAGUCAGACUGUUGCUCAGUCAGCCUGCAGCUGUUGCAGGUGCUGGUCACUGUCCAGAGCCUCUGUACUGAGCCACAUCUCAGUGAGAAGGCUCUGCAGAGUGCACAGUUCUUGUGUAAGGUGCAGAGCCUGGAUUCUGUGACAGAGCUCUAUAGACAACAUAUGGACCAGCUGCUGGGCUGGCUGUCUGCCUCUGUCAACAACUGGUCCAGUUACUCUCCACAGAGGCUUCAACUGCAUAUCAUAGUCACACAAUCAGGUCCAGUGAUCGGGGAGUUUGUGAGCCGCUUGAUGCCUCUCCUCCAGAACUGCCUCCAACCAGACAAAGACCCAGAGAUGAGGAUGAGCAUCUUCACAAUGCUUGCCAAGUUGUUACUGGAUGCAGCCAACACACUGGAUUCCCAGGGACUUUUCCGAAAUGAAUCGGAGAAGUUCCUGUGUGACGUUCUGCUUCCUAACCUGGUGUGGCAGGCUGGUCGAACUGCUGCUGCUGUCCGCACUGCAGCCCUCAGCUGUCUGCUGGCACUGCUACAUGGAGGCUCCAUCACACCUGGACAGCUUCUGUGUAUUGAAGGGAAACUGAGUCCCCAGGUGUUGUCAGCCCUGACGGAGGACUCACAGAUGGGCAGACUGAUGGCUUGUCGCUCUCUGUCUUGCAUACUCAGACUCAUUGGAACCAGCCUGGACCCUGAGGCCCUUAACAAGAUCUACCCUGAGCUGCUGAAGCGCCUGGAUGACAGUAGCGAGGAGGUGCGUAGUGUGGCCCUGCAGGCCUUGGGGCUGUGGUUGUCCAGUCUGACUGAAGACUACAGCCCUCAGGUUUAUGCUCCUCAUCUGCAGUUCCUCUUCCGGGAGCUGAUUGUCUACCUAGAUGACCCCAACAGCUCCGUACAGGACCAAGUGCUCGAGAUCCUGAGGAAAGGCAGCUCCAUCGACCCUGCUCUUCUGAAGACGGAGGUGGAGGCGGUGAGGGACAGACAUCGGUGUUCUCUCUACUGUGACCAGCUGCUCCAACACAUCAGUCCAACAUCUGCAGAGACGCCAGCAGACAGCUCCAAGUGACAACCAACACAGACUAAGGACUUUGAAUAGAAAUCGGGUUUUAGAGAGCAGUUUAUAGCAGAAUAUUACUAUGGAACAACAGUAAAGAAAUGCCUUAAAAUUCUAAAUGUUUUCUCAGUGUAAUUUUCAGUUAUGAGGACGUAGAAUAUUAAAUUAGUAUUUUCAUGCCGAAUGUGCUUGUGAAAACAUUUAUUGCAGUUUUCUUGUUCAACUUUAAUUCACCUACUGCAUUUUAUUUGUUUUAAAUGAAAUGGAUCGAUUGAUUUAUUGUGCCUACGUUUACAUGUUUCACUUUUUGUGCUUAACCCAUAAAGACCCAAACAGCCACCGGCGACCAAAACCAUCUACUGAUCUAAAAUAUUUAAUACCUGUAAAUCCACUAAUCCUAUAACCUUCACCUGUUAUUCUAA
Molecule: messenger RNA, 2946 nt
Organism: Sphaeramia orbicularis (orbiculate cardinalfish)
Lineage: Eukaryota; Metazoa; Chordata; Actinopteri; Kurtiformes; Apogonidae
Gene: dnaaf5
Product: dynein axonemal assembly factor 5
Exons: 13
Coding region: 2-2536 (844 amino acids)
Biological process (GO): cilium movement; inner dynein arm assembly; outer dynein arm assembly
Cellular component (GO): cytoplasm
Molecular function (GO): dynein intermediate chain binding
Source: RefSeq, a predicted model, not a curated record